GCAUGGGAGGGCCGAAGUGAUUCAGCCGCCGGUCUCCACAUAGACCGCGCCUCGUGUCCCCGGCGCUCCUGGUCUGCAAUGGCAGCGGCCGCCAGCCCCGCGAUCCUUCUGCGCCUCGCGAUUCUUCUGUACCUGCUAUUCGACUGGUCCGGGACGGGGCGGGCCGAUGCUCACUCUCUCUGGUAUAACUUCACCAUCAUUCGUUUGCCCAGACAUGGACAACAGUGGUGUGAGGUCCAGAGCCAGGUGGAUCAGAAGAAUUUUCUCUGCUAUGACUGUGGCAGUGACAAGGUCUUAUCUAUGGGUCACCUAGAAGAGCAGCUGAAUGCCACAGAUGCCUGGGGAAAACAACUGGAAAUGCUGAGACAGGUGGGGCAGAGGCUCAGACUGGAACUGGCUGACACUGAGCUGGAGGAUUUCACACCCAGUGGACCCCUCAAGCUGCAGGCCAGGAUGUCUUGUGAGUGUGAAGCUGAUGGAUGCAUCCGUGGAUCUUGGCAGUUCAGCUUCAAUGGACAGAAGUUCCUCCUCUUUGACUCAAACAACAGAAAGUGGACAGUGGUUCACGCUGGAGCCAGGCAGAUGAAAGAGAAGUGGGAAAAGGACAGCGGACUGACCACUUUCUUCAAGAUGGUCUCAAUGGGAGGCUGCAAGAGCUGGCUUAGGGACUUCCUGAUGCACAGGAAGAAGAGGCUGGAACCCACAGCACCACCCACCGUGGCCCCAGGCUUAGCUCAACCCAAAGCCAUAGCCACCACCCUCAGUCCCUGGAGCUUCCUCAUCAUCCUCUGCUUCAUCCUCCCUGGCAUCUGAGGAGAGUCAUUUAGAGUGACAGGUGGAAGAUGAUAUCAAGAAGACUCUGUUAGCCUGGUCUGGUUUCUGCUCUCCCUUCAGGGAGGCCGCCUGUCUACUCACCACUGUGCCUUUCUGGAAAGCAGGAGUUCAAGCCUUAGCAAGCCCACAGGCCCCAGCAGAUGAUGAGGACAUUGUAGACUCAACAUUUCCUGCCACUCAUUACCUUUGCUCAUGAUCCCAGCAGCCAUUUUUCUUAACACCGUCUGCUACUUUCUCUCAGUGCUAAUGGAUGGAAUUCCUGCACAAGUUUUAACUGAACAAGAAAUCCCAGCAAAAGGCAUUUUCUUUCUAUUUCUUUGAUUGUGGAAAAGCAGACACUUCUCUCAAGCAUGACCUUAUUCUUCCAAAUGGUAUUGCUAGUCAAAUAGCAUGCAGGACUUCAGACCUCAGGGAUCCUUUCGAUGCACUGACCAAGAAUUGUAUUAAUCCUUUUUAUUGUUAUAGUUUUUUUACAUUUUCUCAUUCUGUCAACCAUAUUGGAGUGAAGUGGCAUAGUCAUCACUCACUGUAAUCUCCAACUCCUGGGCUCAAGUGAUCCCAUAAACUCAGCCUCUAGAAUAGCUGGGACUACAGGUGCAUGCCACCAUGCCCAGCAAAUUGUUUUAUUUUUAGGUAGAGAUUGGGUCUUCCUAUGUUGCCCAGGUAAUAAAACUGUAAAAAUCCUAGAAUAUAAGCUAAGAAAUACCAAUGUGGACAUAGGGCCUGGCAAAGAUUUCUUGAAGAAGACACUAAAAACAAUUGUAACAAAAACAAAAAUUGACAAAUGGGACCUCGUUAAACUAAAAGGAAACUAGCAACACAGUAAACAGACAGCCUGUAGAAUGGGGAAACUAUUUGCAAACUCUGCAUCUGACAAAGGUCCAAUAUCCAGAAUCUACAAAGUACUUAAACAAUUCGACAAGCAAGAAGAAAAAACCCAAUUAAAAGAUGUGCAAAGACAUGAACAGACACUUUUCAAAAGAAGACAUACAAGUGGCCAACAAACAUGAACAAAUGCUCAAUAUCACUAAUCAUUAGAUAAGUGCAAAUCAAAACUGCAAUGAGUUACCAUCUCUUACCAGUCACAAAGUCGGAGAUGGUGGUGAAGCUGCAGAGGAAAAGAAACAGACACUGUUGGUGGGAAAGGAAACUUGUUCAGCCGCUAUGGAAAGCAGUUUGGAGAUUUCUCCAAGAACUUAAAAUAGAACUACCAUUCAAUCCAGCAAUCCCACUACUCGGGAUAUAUCCACAGGAAAAUAAUUCAUUUUAUCCAAAAGACACCUGCAUCAAUAUGUUCAUUACAGUGCUAUUCUCACCAGCAAGGACAGAGAAUCAAUCUAAGUGCCCAACAACAGUGAAUUGAAUGAAAAAAAUGUGGUACAUAGACACCAUAGAAAUCUAUGCAGCCUAUUCUCACUCAUAGGUGGGAAUUGAACAAUGAGAACACAUGGACACAGGAAGGGGAACAUCACACUUUGGGGACUGUUGUGGGGUGGGGGGAGGGGGGAGGGAUAGCAUUGGGAGAUAUACCUAAUGCUAGAUGACGAGUUGGUGGGUGCAGCGCACCUGCAUGGCACAUGUAUACAUAUGUAACUUACCUGCACAUUGCGCACAUGUACCAUAAAACCUAAAGUAUAAUAAUAAUAAUAAUAAUAAUAAUAAAGAAAAAAAAAGAAAUCUAUGCAGCCACGAAACACAGCAAAAUCAUGUCCUUUUCAGCAACAUGGAUGGAACUAGAGGCUAUUAUCCUAAGCAACCUAAUGUAAGAACAGAAAACCACAUACUGCAUGUUCCCAUUUGAAAGUGGCAGCUACACAUUGAAUUCACAUGAACCACGGACACUGGAGAUCACUAGACAGGUGAGACAGGAGGGGCACCUGGGCUGAAAAACCACCUGUUGGGUACCAUGCUUACUGUUUGAGUGAUGAGAUCAUUGGAACACCAAGCCUCAGCCUCCCAAAAUCUACCCAUGUAACAAACCUGUAUGUGUACCCUUUAAUCUAUAAUAAAGGUUAAAAUUAAAGAUUCAUAAGUAAAAUAAAAUGACAUAGAGCCCUACAAAAAAUGGGGUUAACUGAGUGGAACGAGAGAACUUUGCACUAUGAAUGCUAACCCAGAUCAAAAACUAAACUCUAGUCAUUUAAAAUAAUCUAAGUUGUAUAUGAUUAUAAUUGUAUAAAAGUUAUACAUGAAAGUGCCA
Pongo pygmaeus (Bornean orangutan) is the source of this 3034-nucleotide messenger RNA. RefSeq names its product UL16 binding protein 3 (gene ULBP3). The record is from RefSeq and is a predicted model, not a curated record. The coding region runs from base 79 to 813 and encodes 244 amino acids. The transcript has 5 exons. Gene Ontology annotation, cellular component: external side of plasma membrane. Gene Ontology annotation, biological process: antigen processing and presentation of endogenous peptide antigen via MHC class Ib; antigen processing and presentation of endogenous peptide antigen via MHC class I via ER pathway, TAP-independent; positive regulation of T cell mediated cytotoxicity. NCBI's taxonomy places the organism in Eukaryota, Metazoa, Chordata, Mammalia, Primates, Hominidae.